AUGGCGAAUAUGACCGGAGCGGCAUCUCAAAGUUUGUUCACGCAACAGGAGGAUUCUCGUGGCAUUCAGGAUAACGCUAUUGGCGACCUCACCGCCCUAGUACAGGUCCUCCUAGGGCAAGUGGAAUCUCUCACUCAAAAGGUGGAUGCGUUUGGUACUAAUAACAUGCCGGGCAUGAACAUUGAAGCAAGGAGGCAUAGUGAUGAGCGUGGAGUUGGAUUAACUGGUCGGAAUACUAGUGAGGCACAUCCCGACAAUACAGCAGAAGGUAGGAGCGCAAACAAUAACACUGAUAGCGCGCCUACCUGUGAUGUUAAUCGGCAGGGAGGAACUGGUCAGCUGAUGCCUCCAAGGUGCCCUUCUAAUGCUUCUCAAGUUCAAAAUGAUAUUAUUCCCACUAUGUCCACAUUUCUUAAUAAUAACAACUUUUUUAGUGGUCAGAGCAGCUCCAGUGUGCCCUCGAAUGACUUAAAUGAGGGAGUGCGAAAUGUUCUAUCUCGUAAUAUUAACGAGUUUGACAUUAAGUUGUAUAAAUGUAGAAAAUUACAGCUCGAGGUUUCUUAUUUAGAGGAAUGCAUUCAUAAUAAGAUCAUUCCAAAAGGUUUACGCCAGUGGCGAUAUCCAGCUGGCUUAACCAGUACUUCAUCCUUUUACAGUGAACUCAUUGCACUCUUUGACCGACAGGGGCAUGAAUUUCUUCAAGCUCUCAUCAAUUUUUAUACCAAAGAUAUUACAGUUUUAAAAACUGAGUUGGAAGUGCUUGAACAUGGGAUUAAAUCUGAUAAGGAUUUUCCAAGAUAUAAAUACGAAUAUUGCAGAAUAUACACUAGUAUAGAGGCAACUAUGAACAAGCUUCUUGUAACUAAGAAGAAGAAAAUAGCUAGGGAUAUCAAUGAUUAUGCAAAUAAUCAAGCAUACCCUAAGCCUCCCUCUAGUGUCCAAACAAGUACUAACGAUAAUUGCAAUAAUCAACAGGGGAAUGAUUUUGUUGACAAUCCCAACCCUCUUCAUAUCAAUGGUAACUUUUCAAAUGAACAAGGUCAACCACUAAGAAGAAGCCCAAGGUUCACCAACAAUAACAAUAACAGUAACAAUGGAGGUGAUAGCAACCUUAGUAAUGACAGACAAAACCAUUUUUCUGAUAACAAUCAAGGUGUGGAUGUUCAGAACCAGCAGGGUUUUCGGCCAGUUACCAAUGGCCGGAGGAACAAACGUCAGUCAACUUAUCAGCAGAACACUUCAAGGAACAGGAGAAGAACACGCAGGAGAUAG
Messenger RNA from Protopterus annectens (West African lungfish), 1272 nucleotides. Its product is annotated as probable basic-leucine zipper transcription factor E. The record is from RefSeq and is a predicted model, not a curated record. NCBI's taxonomy places the organism in Eukaryota, Metazoa, Chordata, Ceratodontiformes, Protopteridae. The transcript has a single exon. Bases 1 to 1272 code for a protein of 423 amino acids.